Molecule: messenger RNA, 2324 nt
Organism: Rhipicephalus sanguineus (brown dog tick)
Lineage: Eukaryota; Metazoa; Arthropoda; Arachnida; Ixodida; Ixodidae
Exons: 12
Coding region: 39-2078 (679 amino acids)
Molecular function (GO): protein binding
Source: RefSeq, a predicted model, not a curated record
CGUCGAGGGUGACAGUAUUCUUAGACGUGCCGACCACGAUGCGCGCCGUCGUAAUUGCCGCAUGCUCGCUCCUCGUGUUCGUGGUCACGACUACGGGCCACAGAUACGAAGAGAAGGAUUUCAUGUGUAAUGGCACCUUUCUUCGGGCAACGUCAGUCUGCGACGGCAUAUUAGACUGCUCAGAGCCGGAUGACAUCAGCAAUGACGAAAGCCCGGAUAUCUGCGCUCCAUCGCCUUACCUGGAGUGGGAAGCCUCGCUGGUGGUACGUAACGUCACAAGCACGUCUGUUCAACUCUCCUGGGCGAUGACGACAGCGGAUGACUCCGAGGAUUCACUGCUGCUGGCCGGCUACUUCCUGACGGGAAAAUCGGAACCGCACUCAUUUCAGAACACUAUACCUGGGCAACUGCUUUCGCACCAUCUCCAAUGGCUGAAGCCAUGGACAGAGUAUACUGUGAUAUUGAGGCCUUUCUAUACUGAGACCGGGAGGCCGCACAGACAAUACAAGGUUGGCAAAGCAGCUUCAGUGCAAGUCCAAACGCUUUCCUCCGUGCCGGAAGUCCCCAGCUUAGUGUCCGUGGUCUCGGCCCAGCAGCGCAACGUCGUGCUCAACAUAGUCGGUCCGUCAGCCUGGAACAGCGCCCCGAUCGGGUUCUACUUGCAAUGGGAGGACGUCAGUGAGAGUCGGGGGCCACGAGGAUCAGUGGAAGCGCUGCUCACGGAAGACUGGUCGCCGGAGGAGAACGCGCUUAACGUGACGCUGCCGCUGCAAGGAGGCACAGACUACCAGAUAAGCGUGCGUGCCGCCGGUAGGGACAGCCAGGGCAAGAUUGUGUGGGGACCCGAGCUGGAAGUCGAAGUCAGCGUGACCCUCGGUUCCUAUGACAUAUCGGCUUACCCUGUCAACUCCUCCGGGGCAAUUAUUUCUUGGCGAGCUUCGCAAGCGGCCGACAUCUUCCUAGUGACGGUGCACACAGAUCUGGGGAAUGACAACAUCAGACACCACACAAGCCUGGAAUUCAACGGAACGGGGAAGACGUCUUCAAGAUACACCGCCCUUGUUAACAACCUCCAGCCUUGGAAACGCUAUGUGGUGACCCUCGAGGGAUGUUCUGAAAAUGUCUGCAACGAAUCCGUGAGCACAACGUUCGACACUCUACCAGAAGAUUUUCCCAGUCCUGCCCUGACAAAAGUUGCAGCGACAAGCAACAGCUCGUUCGAAGUCGCCUGGACAUUCCCGCAGGAUGACACUCGUCUGUACAAUGGCUUUCGAGUCCUGUACUGCCUUAAUGAUCAAGAUACUUGUUUCGCGCUUUACACUACAGAGAACAACGUGACAGUGCAAGGACUGGCUCCGAACAGCACCUUCAAAAUCUACGUGCAGGCACAGCUCACAAAUUCUGACGGAAGACCACUCUUAGCACCUGCAACUACAGCAUCCAUUACUACUUGGAGUGACCUUCCGGUGCUGCAUGCCAAGUAUGCAGGGAACAUACAAGAAAAUGAUGCCUGCUUGCUACAAUGGACUUGCUCCAACAGCACCAUCGGCUACUUGCAGUACAAGACAAGGGUGCACGAUUCUUGGACCACCUGCAAGAACACGGCUGAUUGCGAUGUCACCUUUUUCCACGAACGGACAGCGACUUCCACGAGUGGAUACAUCAGGUUUGGCCACGAAGCGCAAUACGGCUACGAGGAUGUUUUCGUUCGAGCCUGUAAUGAUUACGGGUGCGGACCCGAAUCUUCCGUUGCAGUGUCAGCGGUCGCCACAGGCCCCGCUCGACUGACCACAGCAUCCGUGACCCCACAAGGUGAACUGGCGUACGUCUCUGUGUUCGCAUCCAAUAAAGGCAGAUACGAUGGCAUCGAGGUUGUGUGGAACUGCAGCGACGACGAAGGCGCCGUAUAUACUGCAAGAAUAUUGAAAACCGUUUACGGCAUGAAAACACCUCUACACGUUUCGUCUGGAAACGCCGAGAAAUGCGCCUUCAACGUCUCUACGUACAUAGACGACCAGAAUGGAGCAACUUAUUACAGUACACCAAUGCAAGCCACACGGGAAGCUGCUGUACACUGAACUGGAAAUGACACUGGAGACACGGCACCUUCGACAGGCAUAUUAUGCCAAUGCCGACGGCCCGACUAGCGGUCAUAGCAUAGUCUUUCCCCAUAGGUGCAAACAGAGCUUUUGCGUUCACUGCAAUGCUCGUAUGCGCUUAGCGAGCGCCAUGACCUUCCCUUCAGAUUUUUGCCUAUGAGCACAUCGCUUACGUUUGCUUGCAAUCUGAAAAUAAAAUGGUUAACGUUUUCUUUAUAACAGAUG